Esox lucius (northern pike) is the source of this 1312-nucleotide messenger RNA. RefSeq names its product general transcription factor IIF, polypeptide 2a (gene gtf2f2a). Lineage: Eukaryota; Metazoa; Chordata; Actinopteri; Esociformes; Esocidae. The transcript is spliced from 10 exons. Gene Ontology annotation, biological process: transcription by RNA polymerase II; transcription initiation at RNA polymerase II promoter. Bases 268 to 1095 code for a protein of 275 amino acids. Gene Ontology annotation, cellular component: transcription factor TFIIF complex. The record is from RefSeq and is a predicted model, not a curated record.
GCAUAUGGCUAUUCAGUGUGCGGGUAAAAAUGGCUCGUGUGGGUCGAUUUGCAAGUAGGGUUCUAUAGAAGAAGAAAAAAUCUGGCUUUUUAUGCAGUCUGUGGGUGAUAGCUCAGUAUACUGACUGUGAAAUCUGGCAACCGUGAUGUAGAAGCGCUAUUUGACUCUACGCACAUUUUUCUCUCCAAACUCUCUGCUCCAUUGAUUUAUUGUCCCCACGAAUGUGUAAUGAUAAAGUGUGAGAGGUGAUUUUAACGCUUUGUGAACAUGUCAGAGAAAGGAGAAGUGGAUUUAACAGGUGCUAAACAAAACACUGGCGUGUGGCUGGUAAAGGUGCCUAAAUAUCUGUCCCAGCAAUGGGCCAAAGCGUCAGGCAGGGGAGAGGUUGGAAAGCUCCGGAUCGGCAAAAACCAAGGAAAAGCAGAGGUGUCCUUCACUCUGAAUGAGGACCUGACGAUGAUCGACAGCUUGGGGGACAAGCCGUCCGGGGUGCGGGCCCCCAGGGACCACCCGUUCACCAUGCAGACGGUUGGAGGACAAACUCUGGCUGUGUUCACUGAGACUCAGUCAGAGCCAUCUAAAGGCCAGUCAGAAGAGAGAUCUGAUGGCAGCACCUCAGUUUCAGGGGCGGGCCCAGACAAAAUAGCUCUGGAGGGAGUCGUGGUGCAAAGGGCUGAAUGCCGACCGGCAGCUAGUGACAACUACAUGAAGCUCAAGAGACUCCAGAUUGAAGAGUUAUCCAAGCCUUUGAGACUGUCCCAGCAACUAGAAAAGGCUGUCACCACCAACUACAAACCUGUGGCCAACCACUACAACAAUCUGGAGUAUGAGCGGAAGAAGAAGGAGGAGGGGAAGAGAGCAAGGGCAGACAAGCAGCAGGUUCUGGACAUGUUGUUCUCUGCCUUCGAAAAGCACCAGUACUACAACAUCAAAGACCUGGUGGACAUCACCAAGCAACCUGUGAGUUACCUGAAGGAGAUCCUGCGUGACAUCGGUAUCUACAACAUCAAGGGGACCCAUAAGAACACGUGGGAGCUGAAACCAGAGUACCGCCACUACCAGGGGGAGGAGGAGGCCAAGGAGGCGGAUGACUAGCCUGGUGCCGGGGCUUUGUGGCUGGGGUCGGACUGGGCUAGGACAGCCUCCUGGGGAUGACGGGGUCAUGGACUGGGGAUGCGUUGGCUAGUUUUAAUACGCUGAUCAUAAUUGAGCUAAAAGCUGCACAACAAUGUUGUACCCCAUUCCCUUCAUAGUGUACCCAUUUUGACCAAGGUUCUGUGGUAGGGACAUUUGGUAAAAGUCCGAUGCUUCA